AUGUGUGAGGUGACGCCCACCUUCAGCGGAGAAGUCCAGCAUGGCUCGCUGCCGGGCCCAGCUGAGGCAGGCAGGGACCCGGAGCUCCUCCUCAAGAUGGUGUUCGCAGAGAUGAGGAGCAUGCUGGAGACAAUGCGCGAGGUGAAGGGCAGGCUGGCCACUGCACAAUUGAGGGUGCGCCAGCUGAGCCAGAAUGACAACCUGAAGCAGCAGCUCAGCAUCCUGCUGCCUGAGUUGUUCGAGCCUGUGACCAAGAAGUUGAUAAAGUAUCGGAAGCAAUUGCUGAAAAGGGAAGAAGAGAUUGCAGAGCUGAAGGCAGAGCGGGACAAUAUGAGGCUGUUGUUGGAACGCCUGAAGUAUAUGGUGUCCAAGCAGGAAAGAUCUCUACACAGGACCUUUGUCAAAUGCCAGGCCCAGUCCUCUGCGGGUGUCUCCUCUGAGAUCGAGAUGAUUAAGAAACUAAAAGUCCUCUUCCGUCAUCACAGAGUCCUAGAGGAGAAGGUGCUGUGCAUCCACUCCCUCCAGACCCUUGCCAAUGGCAUGGGUUCUGUCAAGGACACCAAUGGGCGCAUAGCCGAGCUGCAGGAGGCCCUGGAGCAGCACCAAGCAGAAGUAUGCCAGCUACGGGAGGGCCAGGCAUUGCUGCGCGGGCAGGUGGGCCAGCUGGAGCAGGAGCUGGCCACUGCUCACCACCAGCUGAAUGAGACCAAAGAAGCCAACCGCAAGCUGCAGCAGGAGCUCAAGGAGAAUGAAGAGAAGAGGCGACAGCUGGAAGAAUGGCUGGAAGAUUCUAAGCUGAAACUGCAGCAGAUGCUGCAGAAGGCAGCGCCCUUGCCUGAGGCUGAGGCUCAGCUGGCACAGGGAGCAGAGGCUCUGCACAAGAAUCCUGUCCACAAGAAGGAAGCUGGGGUUCCACCAGGACAGGGCCCAGCCGUAACAAGAGACACCCCACCACCCACUCCCUGCUCUGCUCAUCUUCAUGGGAAGACCCAGGCCUUGGCACUGCAGGAAGAUGCGGGACCCUCCCGAGAAAGCAAGGGCACCCCAGAUGCCCUCCACAAAGGCCCCAAGAAGAAGGGCAUGAAAAGUUACCUAAGCAACCUCUUUGGAAAGAAAACAAAGGGCAAGAUGGAACCUCCAGGCCAGGACAGCUCUUCCUUGGGUGACCUCACGGGACUGAAGAUCUUCCUGGGCUGGGCCGACUUUCCACCCUGCCCCAGCAUCGUCUACAUCAUUCGUGUCACGUGGUCCAGCGGCUCCUCAGAGGUCCUUUACCAGCGCUACAGGAAGUUCUUUGACCUGCGGGCGCGGCGCUCGGUGUUUGCUCGGCCCGCGGUCUCAGCAGGUGCCCCGCUCGGCCCGCCGCCCGAGGCCCUGGCCGCCGCUCCAGCGCGCCUGGAUCUGGCCCCCUGGUCCGCGAAGAUGGCUGCCGUACGCCGGGCCCGCAGUUACUGCCGCUGCCUGGUGCGCUUCUCCGACCGAGAACUCUGCUAA
Molecule: messenger RNA, 1494 nt
Organism: Jaculus jaculus (lesser Egyptian jerboa)
Lineage: Eukaryota; Metazoa; Chordata; Mammalia; Rodentia; Dipodidae
Product: liprin-alpha-3-like
Exons: 10
Coding region: 1-1494 (497 amino acids)
Biological process (GO): synapse organization
Cellular component (GO): presynaptic active zone
Molecular function (GO): phosphatidylinositol binding
Source: RefSeq, a predicted model, not a curated record